UAAACGUCGUACUGUAAGGGACACGUCCCACAGGUCCGGGUUUGCUGUGACUUCUUCCAACGCACCACAUUGGACUUCAAUAGGCGAGAAUGACUGUGUCCAAGCGCGUCGCCAAUGCGAAGAGUGGCAAGUUCCACCAGGGCGUCCAUAAGCGUGGCCUUGCGGACGAGACCAAGCAGAAGAAGUCGAGCAAGCUGCCUGUGGGACCUGUGAUGCUGGGAUUCUUCAUUUUUGUUGUCAUUGGUUCAGCUAUCCUUCAAAUCAUCCGGCAGGCCACCAACCCUCGAGAGCUGCCAGCCUGACGGUCUUCCUUGGACAGCUCAGAGCUCUAGACAAGAUGACGGGCUUAGAGGGGGGGGCGGAUGUAUAUAUUGGGGACAGCUACUGCUCUAGCGUACGACUGGUUUCUCGUGCCGUCGUGCACAGCAGGAAAUGCUGAAAUAAUGGCUAGGGUACCAAACCCAGGAACCUGCGAAGGUGCAUGUAUAGCAUCUAGUUUGCCAACAGACAGGACGUAGAUUGACCUCGUGGCACAGAAAUUGUACUUACGACCCUUGUAUUACUUCUAUUGCGGCAGCUUUGCCAAGGGUACAUGCAGUGAUGUGUGUAACUGCUUGAACUUUUUAUGUAUUAUACGAUUUGUAAAACACUGUUGUUCUCA
This is a messenger RNA of Volvox carteri f. nagariensis, 661 nucleotides long. RefSeq lists its product as uncharacterized. Bases 90 to 302 code for a protein of 70 amino acids. NCBI's taxonomy places the organism in Eukaryota, Viridiplantae, Chlorophyta, Chlorophyceae, Chlamydomonadales, Volvocaceae. The transcript has 5 exons. Gene Ontology annotation, cellular component: endoplasmic reticulum. The record is from RefSeq and is a predicted model, not a curated record. Gene Ontology annotation, biological process: endoplasmic reticulum unfolded protein response.